This is a messenger RNA of Moneuplotes crassus, 1142 nucleotides long. NCBI's taxonomy places the organism in Eukaryota, Ciliophora, Spirotrichea, Euplotida, Euplotidae. The record is from the annotation of a GenBank genome assembly.
CCAGUUGGUAUAAGUUGAAGAGAUAAGGGAUUAUAAUUUUAAAAUGGAAGAUCAUUUGAAAAGUCCCUCCCAUCAUCUCUCAGGUGCUCAUGAUGGGCAGCAUUUUAACAGUUAUGAUCAAGUGAGGGAGACCCACUUACAUUUCUCAACAAAGAUAAAGAAAGUUCUAAAGCAAAAUAAAAGAAAAGAUUCGGCAAUGGUUAGCAACUUGAAAAGAAUGAAAAUUUUUAGUCCGAAGCAUUAUUCAACUAAAUGAGCAAGGAAGAUGUCAGUCAAGCCAAAGUGUGCUCAAAACAAAAGUGCUUCUAUUAAAUUUUCCCCAGUGUUUCUUGGGUUUGAGACCAGUAAAACAUCGAAGCAAUUAGGAAAUCAUGAGAAAGAGACCACUUCUUUAUCUCCAAAGAUUUGUGAUUUGUCUCCUGCCAUGCGUGUCUCUGAUAUGAUCAAAACGAAUUGUAAUAAACCCCAAAGGAGGAAGAUUUCAAAAAGAAAAAAUACAAUAUUUUCGCCCCACUCAAGAUCCAUCGGAAAAUCAACCAAAUCAAGUACUUUAUAUGAACAAAACAUCUCUAUCUUCAAAAACGAAUCCAAGGUAAACGAAAUCCAAAAACUCAAAGAAGAAAACCUUGAUCUUAGGCAACAAAUCAAAACGAUGAAGGACAGAAUUUUCACUAAGGAACAAGAAUGGAAGAGGCAAGAAGAAUUGCUAACGAAUGACAAGUCUAAUUACCACAAAGGAGUCAAGCAUCAGAUCUCUCUGAAAUUUAAGGCCCAGAUCAAUGACCUUAGACGGAAGAACAGAGAUGACUUAGAGACCUUUACAAGCCAGCUCAGGCAGGCAGAGAAAGAGUUCAAGGAAAAGUACGAACGCAUGGAAACACACUACAUCAUGAAAAUAAACAGUCUUUAUAGCAUGGUUGAAGAGAAAAAUGAUACUAUAGCUGAUCUUGAGAGUAAAAUCGAAGAUCUUGAGGCUAGCAUGAAUGACCUUAAGGAAAAUAAGGGGGAUAAUUAUACUCUUGUAACUAUUAACAAUGCAUUGAGGAUCAACCUCAAGAAUUCUAAGAAAGAAAUUGAGGGGUAUAAACAGAGAAUAAAGGAACUGACGAAGUCUCUUCAAUAUUCUGAAAGUUAGGAUGAGU